Messenger RNA from Zea mays, 1060 nucleotides. Its product is annotated as LYR family of Fe/S cluster biogenesis protein. The record is from RefSeq and is a predicted model, not a curated record. The transcript has a single exon. The coding region runs from base 311 to 778 and encodes 155 amino acids. NCBI's taxonomy places the organism in Eukaryota, Viridiplantae, Streptophyta, Magnoliopsida, Poales, Poaceae. Gene Ontology annotation, biological process: mitochondrial respiratory chain complex III assembly.
AGAUUUCCUCGGAAGUGUCGAGUUAGGCUUCUGAUUGAGCCCAAGAUGGAGAACAGCGUCGCAAGAACAGUGGCGCACCGCAUGGAGGAUUUCAUGAAGCGCCCCAAGGGAUAGGAAAGUCUACGGAAUUCAUGCAGUUCUCUUUUCGCUGCUGAGGAGUUUAUUUUGUCUCUGGGAGCUGGGACCUUGGGUUAAGCUCUAGUGCUAGAUCGUUCGUUUUGGUCUGCACUCUGCACAGUGCACAGACCCUUCCCCCGUGUUCCCGAAUCCCGAAUCGCGACCCAAACAGAGAGGCCAGGAGCGGAGGACUAUGGCCGUAGCCAGACAUGGCGGCCGCGGCACCGCGCUCCUCCUGCGGGCCCGUUGGCAGCCCGCCGGCUCGGGGGCGCGGUGCAUCCACGAGGGCCCGGACACCAUCGAGGAGCUGCUGGACCGGCACCUCGUGAAGAAGCCCGCGGCGGGCCCGGACGAGGAGUCGGCGGAGGCGCGGCGGCGGCUGACGAGCUCCCGGCGGGAGGCGCUGGCCCUGUACCGGGACAUCCUCCGGGCGGCGCGGCUCUUCGCGUGGACCGACGACCGCGGGGUGCCGUGGCGGGAGGUGCUGCGCGCCAACGCCAGGCGCGAGUUCGAGGAUGCCCGCGGGGAGCGCGACCCGGAGGUGGUGGCGCGCCUCCUCAUCGGCGGCCGCGACGCCGUGCAACAGGCGCUCGACCGCCUUGCCGACGCCUCACGCCGCGCGAUCGAGACCGAGGAGGCCAAGCGCCGUGGCGGAGCGUAGAUUUGGAGUCGGGUAUUCCAAACUUACGCGUCAUGUGCUAGCAUUUGCUUAAUCUUGUUGUAAGCGACGAUCUCUAAUUCUCAAUGUCUGGUAUAAAAAUGGUUUCAAGGAUUAGGCUAGCUCAAGCAGUACUACUAUGCAUGUUUGAUUUUCACUUCACAAGAAUCUGAGAGAGAAACACUUCAAUUUCUUGCAUUUGAUCCAUGUAUGAUGUGUCAUACAAUGAAUACAAUCAGCUCAGCCUUUUUUACAUUGCUUAUGAAGGGAAAAAACAACUUUGUA